CGCCUUCAACUCCCGUGUUUUACGCACAGGGAGCGCUUGGAGAUAUCGCAGCCUAGGCAACUGCGCGCACAUACGCCGCGGGAGGCACCAGCCCGUGGAAUGACAGACCGCCGCGCCGAAUUCACGGGUGAAAAAUCAGCCUCGUCCGCGUCUGGGAGAUGAAAUCCCCAGGUCGGGAGAAGAACUCAAGAGGUUUGGCCGCGCUCGUUUAACAGCAGCAGCACACGCCGAUUGCACCAACCGGGUCGUUUACCAGUUCUUUUGAAAAAGAGGAAGAAAAAGAAAAAAAGAUAAAUCAUGUCCAGAACACUGAAAAAGAAGAAACACUGGUCAAGUAAAGUGGUGGAGUGCGCGGUGUCAUGGGGGAACCUGGGGGACUUCGGCUCCGUGGUGGAGAUCUUAGGGGGAGCCGAGCUGGGAGAGUUCCCCUACCUGGGCCAGAUGAAGCUGGACGUGCUGGUGUGCCACGUCGGGAAGCUGCCCUACUAUGGGGACGUUUUGCUGGAGGUGAACGGGACACCUGUCAGUGGACUUACGAACCGCGACACCCUGGCUGUCAUCCGCCACUUUCGGGAGCCGAUUCGCCUGAAGACUGUCAAACCAGGCAAAGUUUUGAACACGGACCUGCGCCACUACCUCAGUCUGCAGUUUCAGAAAGGCUCCCUGGACCACAAGCUCCAGCAGAUCAUACGAGACAACCUCUACCUACGCACCAUCCCCUGCACCACGCGGCUUCCUCGGGAGGGGGAGGUGCCAGGAGUGGACUACAACUUCAUCAGUGUCGGAGACUUCAGGAUCCUAGAGGAAAGUGGACUUCUACUGGAGAGUGGCACCUAUGAUGGUAACUACUACGGGACCCCGAAGCCCCCGGCAGAACCCAACUUGGUGCAGCCUGACCUGGUGGACCAGGUGCUGUUUGAUGAAGACUACGGCGGCGAGGUCCCCAGGAAACGCACCACUUCAGUCAGCAAGAUGGACAGAAAGGACAGCGUGGUCCCCGAGGAGGAAGAUGAUGAUGAAAGGCCAGCGCUGGUCAAUGGAUUGCCUGAGCACAAAGACGGGGCAGACUGGAGGAAGGCGGUGCCCAGCUACACCCAGUCCAGCAACACCAUGGAUUUCCGCACAUGGAGCUCUCUUCCCCGUGACGACAGCCUGGAGCCACUGCCCCUUAACUGGGAGAUGGCCUACACUGAGACUGGCAUGGUCUACUUCAUAGAUCAUAAUACCAAGACGACCACGUGGCUGGACCCCCGCUUAGCUAAGAAGGCCAAGCCCCCUGAGAAGUGUGAGGAUGGAGAGUUGCCCUACGGCUGGGAGGAAAUUGACGACCCACAGUAUGGCACGUACUACGUCGACCACAUCAACCAGAAAACCCAGUUUGAGAACCCGGUGCUGGAGGCAAAGAAGAAGCUGAGCCAGGAGACGGCUGCCAUCCAACAGGCCAGCGCACCUCCUCAAGGUAAGGGAGCCGCGUCUGGCUUCACGGCAGACCCCGGCCAGCUGAAGGGGGAGAUGUACCACACAGCCCUGAGGAAGAGCGCCCAGGGAUUCGGCUUCACCAUCAUCGGGGGCGACCGCACAGACGAGUUCCUGCAGGUGAAGAACGUGCUCAGCGACGGCCCAGCGGCCCAGGACAACAAGAUGGCGUCUGGUGAUGUAAUUGUGGAGAUCAAUGGGACGUGCGUGCUGGGGAAGACCCAUCCAGAGGUGGUGCAGAUGUUCCAGUCCAUCCCCAUCAACCAGUACGUGGACAUGGUCCUCUGCCGCGGCUAUCAGCUUCCGCCAGACGUCGACCUGGACAGCGACGACCCUCCUCCCCCUCCCCCACCGCCGCCGACCGCCCAGCCCCAGCAGGCCCUGCAGGGGGGCGAGGUGGUCACAGCCGUGCCCCUUAUCAACGGACAGCCGCUGCUGGUGAAAGGCGACGUCCUGCACGGCUCCUCGCAGGAGCUCCACUACGUCACCACCGACGCCAGCGGCCGGCCCGUGGUGGCCGCCCUGCCCAACGGGAGGCAGGGGGAGGCCACGGGAAUGCUGCAGCCGGAGCUGGUGAGCGUGCCGCUGGUGAAGGGGCCUGGAGGGUUCGGGUUCGCCAUCGCCGACUGUCCGCUGGGCCAGAAAGUGAAGAUGAUCCUGGAUGCUCAGUGGUGCCGCGGCCUGCUGAAAGGAGACGUGAUUAAAGAGAUCAACAGGCAGAAUGUCCAGACGCUGAGCCACGCCCAAGUGGUGGACAUCCUCAAAGACCUGCCGGUGGGCAGCGAGGUCAAUGUGCUGGUGCUGCGAGGAGGUCAAACAUCCCCUGUGAAGAGUCUAAAGCCUAGACAGGAAAUGACGGCCAGUACAGAGACUUUAGACUGCGUGACUGACUCAGCGCCGCAGGCCCUGUCUUACCACUCCAACACGAGCACCCUGCGCUCCGCCGACUCGCCCAAACGCGACGCCACGGAGAUGUACCUCAAGUCCAAGGCCUUGUUGGAGAGCAAACAGCCUCACACCAAAGACAUCGAUGUUUUUCUAAAGAGAGACAUCGAGACCGGCUUUGGCUUUCGGGUUCUGGGAGGAGAAGGUCCAGAGCAGCCAAAUGUGUUUCCCCAGGUUUACAUCGGGGCCAUUGUGCCCAACGGUGCAGCAGAGAAGGACGGCCGUCUGCGGGCCGGAGACGAGCUCAUCGGCAUCGAUGGUGUGAUGGUCAAAGGUCGUUCCCACAAGCAGGUGCUGGACCUGAUGACCAACGCUGCCCGGAACGGUCAAGUCAUGUUGACCGUACGCAGGAAGGUCAUCUACAGAGAAGUGACGGAGGAGGAGGCUCAGAGCAUGGCUCCGGUGCUGGUGAACGGCUCUCCGAGGCUGCCCCGCAUGACCGUGCCCAGCGCCCUGGACCACGAGUCCUUUGACAUCACCCUCCACCGCAAGGACACCGAGGGCUUUGGCUUCGUCAUCCUCACCUCCAAGAGCAAACCCCCACUGGGAGUUAUUCCACAUAAGAUUGGCCGUAUCAUCGAAGGCAGUCCCACUGACCGCUGCGGCCUGCUGAAUGUUGGAGAUCGUAUCUCGGCGGUGAACGGACGCUCCAUCAUAGAGCUUUCUCACAAUGACAUUGUUCAGCUCAUCAAGGAUGCUGGCAACGUGGUCACCCUCACGGUGGUUCCUGAGGACGAAUAUAAGGGCCCACCAUCUGGAGCCAGUUCAGCCAAACAGAGUCCAGCGCUUCAGCACAAAGCCAUGGGUCAAAGGUCAGCACUACAGGAUGAACGUUACAACCUGGACUUGGAGGACAAAAGGGAGGGAGUCAACUGGUCGGACUACAAAAAUCUUCCUGUCAGCGAGCAGGGAACGCUGUGUGUGACAGGACCCAACCAGGGUUGCAUGACAGUGGAGUUAGAGCGGGGUCCCAGGGGCUUUGGCUUCAGCCUGCGAGGGGGCACGGAGUACAACAUGGGCCUGUACAUCCUGAGACUGGCUGAGGACGGACCCGCUCUGCUGGACGGCAGGAUCCAUGUUGGAGAUGAGAUCGUGGAGAUCAACGGGGAGCCGGCCCGUGGAAUUUCGCAUACACGGGCCAUUGAGCUGAUCCAGGCCGGGGGGAACAAAGUGGUACUACUGCUGAGGCCUGGAGCAGGCCUGGCACAAGACAACAGUCAACGUGAUCAAAAACUCAUUUCACCCACAAGCUUUUCCAGAGAGGUAUUUGUCUCUGACACAUCACCCCUCUCCUCUCCAUUUUCCACUGGCGCUUCCAUCUUCGUUUCCUCUCCCUCCUCCAGCGAGCUGAAGGAGUCCCCUAGAUGGAGCACUCUGUCCCCAACAGGCCUCAAGCCCCGCAGCAACAGGGGUUCAGGCUCAAUGGAGGGGAGUGGGGAGUGGGCGCACAAGCAGAUCGAAAGGCUCUCUCCCACCACCCCUGAGCAUUUCACCUUCUACAAGAGGACCAGGCCCACAAAAGACUACAAAGAGCUGAGCAGCCCAAAGAAAACAGGGGAGACAUUUUCUAAAGCCAAAGAGCACUCCCACAGUCUCAAAAAGACAGAGAGCAAGACACAGGGAGCAGAACAGUUCAAGAACAGGAGAACUCAGACACAGGCAAAAGCACGGCCCAUGAGCCCUAGGAUGUCUCCUCAAGCUGGGCCGGCGCUGACCCUGCAGCGCGCAGAGCAUCAGCAAGGUCCGCCGAGGAGAUUAAAGGACCUUCCCAGCAGAGAGAGCUUGAAUCAUGAGAAGAGUGACUGCAAAAGGGUCAACUCGGAAAUCAGGAAAAGCACACAAAGGAUGGAAGAGCGAGGGGAAAGGAGCAGGCUUGCCUGUGAGCGAGAUAAUGUGAACAAGAGGGUGGUGAUGGCGGAGUCUCAACACCACAGGCCCAUUCCUCAUACGGCCAAACAGAGCGAGAAAGGAGCGGGUAGAGACUCAGGUCAGAGGGAUACUGCUGGGAAGAACAAAAAUAUGGAAAAAACCACGGAUAUAAGCAAAGUGACUAUGAGGAAAAGAGAAACGGGGUCGAUUAAAGAUACCCGCAGUAAAACAGAGUCUGUAGUUUCUCCAAAAGGUGUCAAAGGUAUGGACGACCUAUUUUCCUAUUGCAAGGAGGACAGAGGUAAGGAAGACUCUGUUGCUAUCAGCAGUAUUCCAGGGAUGCCGCAGAGCCCAAAGGGACCUAUUAGCCCCGGUCCUUGGAAAGUGCCCAGCUCGGCCAAAAUCCUCUCCCAGGCAGAGGUCCUACGUGACCCCUUCUGAUAGAAUAUAGAUUCAAACAGACUCGAGGGGUGCUGUGGAAUACUGAUCAGCACCUUCAGUGUAUUGUUAUUCUGAGUUCUUCCACUAUACAAACAGACAAAAGUGCCACAACUUGCCCCUUUUUCUCAGCUGUGGACCCAUGUCCAGAUUUGUCUACUGAUAAGGUCUUUUCAGAAGUUCAGUUUUCACUUUAUAUUACGGCAUGUAGCACCAGUGCUCCCAGUGCUCUCCUCUGCCUUGUCUGCAGCUUCAGCGACUUUUUGAUCUGGGACUCCUGCAUGUGUGGCAUGCUCGGGGCCUCACCAGACAGACAUUACCAAAUGUGAAUAUGUGCCAACUCUGAGAACCUGCUGUGGAAUGACUACUACAGUAUAUUUACCACGCGUCACCCAUUACAAUGCAAUUACCCCAUAUGCAAGAACGCCUUUCACCUGUGGUAUACACAAAGUGUGGCUGUCAUCCAGGGUUUUCUUUUGCUCCUGGUUAUCUAUGGUCUCAUUGUGAGGAAUUUAAUUUUCUAAAAGGUUUGCUCAACUGCAUGCAGUCGAUCCUUACGUUCGUUUUGCUGCAUGUGUUCUGCACAUCACUAAGGAUGAUCCUGCUUCCUUGUUUAUAAUUCCCAUUCUGAACACCAUGCAGAUUUGAAAUACUAUCCAGCAAGCAUUCACUUAACCGGGGACUCUAGACUGUUCUAUGGUUAUAGACAUGAUUCUCUUCGAUAUAAAUAAUAUCAUUACAAAUGACCAGAAACUUGUGGUUUGAGAUUUUGUUUACCAUGUGUAUGAUAACCAACCAGUGUGUAAUUUAUUGAGAUAAUAGAUGACUAUAUGUAUGUGUAUAUGUAGCUGUACCAAACCAUUCCACAUUUUGAUAUAGACUUCAAAGAUUUGUCCAUCUUAUCUGAGCUCUCACCAUCCUUCCAGUGUAUUUCAGUGGUAGGAAUUACCAUGGGUCUUUGUAGUUCAUGAAAUGUAUAGGUAAUGUGCAAACUGCUAUAUUUACCAAAUGUUUGAUUGCUCAAAAUGUGUCUCAUUGUGGAAUAUAAUAUAUAUAUUUGAAAUUUGUCAUGUUUUGCAGAUUCUAACUUUAAAAUAUCUAUUGAAUUCCAUUGCACUGCAUUUGCCCUUGUAGCAUUACAGAAUGACCAUGAGUUGUAUUUCAUUGGUGAUGUUGGCCUUGCUACCAAUACAUUGCCAUGUUAUGAAGAUUAUUUUAUUUUAUUCUUUUAUAGGUUUUUUUUUUUUUUU
Molecule: messenger RNA, 5978 nt
Organism: Myripristis murdjan (pinecone soldierfish)
Lineage: Eukaryota; Metazoa; Chordata; Actinopteri; Holocentriformes; Holocentridae
Gene: magi3b
Product: membrane associated guanylate kinase, WW and PDZ domain containing 3b
Exons: 21
Coding region: 298-4731 (1477 amino acids)
Biological process (GO): signal transduction
Cellular component (GO): cytoplasm; cell-cell junction
Molecular function (GO): protein binding
Source: RefSeq, a predicted model, not a curated record